AUGAGUUCUUCUGACAAAAGCCAUAGCGGAAGUGGCAGCGACAAGUUCGUCGCCACCUCAGGUGGCAGAAAUAAUCCUAAGCAGAUUCACAUUGCACAUCGUAGGUCUGCCAGCGAGCUGACCAACCUCAUGAUCGAACAGUUCACGCUGCAGAGACAACUUGAGAUUGUACAGGCCCAACAGCAGCAACUAAUUGCACAGCAACAACAAUUGGCGCAACAAUCCGGCCAAUACCCCGCGUCAGGUAUGUCUACAUCAAAUCAGGCACCCAUGGGCACCUCUGGCGGGCCCAUGAACUCGUUUACGCCCCAACCUCCACACCCAACAUACAACAACAAUGCUUCGCCAUCUCCCUACAACCAAGGCAAUAGAAGCAGAUCCCACUCAAGAAAUAGCUCGGGGUACUACAAUAGCAACGAGUUUGCUCCCCCUGCUGGUGGUCACCGUAAGACGGGUUCCCAAUCUGGGGUAUAUGGUCAUAAUAGAAGACACUCGCUAGUUCUUAACGAGGCCAAAAAGGCAGCUGCUGAAGAGCAAGCCAAAAGAGCUACUAGCGGUUCCGGCGUCUCUAUCAAAGUUGACGAUUCUGAGAGUUUAGAUUCUGCUGGAACUUCACAAUCGGACCCUCCUGAACAAUCCGGCUUCAAAUUUCCAGCCUCGCCUGUUGAGACCGCAAAAGGAGCUACGCCUCAGGAUUCGAAAAGCUCAAAUGUUUCUCCACAGAAGUCCUUUCAGUUCCCCUCUAAGCCCAAUGCCAGCAAGGAAAAUCGUGAUGAAUUCACCCCCGUUGGAACUCCCCAUCGAGGUAUAAACACCAAAGACAAAGAUGUCUCUGGCAUAAACGCCAACUGGCGCUCGCAACAGCAAACUUCAUCUCUUGGCGGCUCGUCUCAACAAUCACAACAGCAACAGCAAGUACCUCAACAGCAACAACAACUACCUCAACCGCUCUCUCAGCAACAGCAAUUUUCCUUCCAUAAGAAAAGUCAAUCUCGCGAGCAAUCAUCUUAUGGGGGUUUGGAGCCUCCCGCUGUUUUUCAACCUGGACAUAGAUCACGUAACUCAAAUUUGUCAACCCACAGUUUUGGUUCUAACAACAACGGUGGUAAUCAAAGUGGUCGUAAAUCUUUAUUUGCGCCCUACUUGCCACAAUCCAACAUUCCUGAGCUUAUUGAAGAAGGCAGACUAGUUUGUGGUAUUCUGAGAGUCAACAAGAAAAACAGGUCCGACGCGUGGGUUGCCACCGAUGGGGUACUAGAUGCCGAUGUUUAUAUUUGUGGAUCGAAAGACCGUAAUAGAGCUUUAGAGGGAGAUCUCGUAGCGGUUGAACUUUUGAUGGUGGACGAUGUGUGGGGGUCGAAAAAGGAAAAGGAAGAGAAAAAAAGACGCAAGGAUGCUAGUAGCCAGCAGGACAUUCCGCUAAACAGCAACGAUGAUUAUCACAAUGAUGCGUCCUCACGUACUGUACCCACUUCAAAUUCGUCUUCCUCUCUCAACUCUACUGAAAAGGGUGAUCAAUUAUCACCAUCAAAAUCUAGCAGCGUCAAGAGGAAAGGUUCAUUAAAGCAGCGUCCCACGCAGAAGAAAAAUGAUGAUGUCGAAGUUGAAGGUCAGUCGUUGCUUUUGGUCGAGGAGGAAGAAAUUAGCGACAGCUACAAACCUUUGUAUGCGGGCCAUGUCGUCGCUGUUUUGGAUCGUAUUCCAGGUCAAUUAUUUAGUGGUACUUUGGGCUUGUUGAGACCUUCACAACAGGCCAACAGUGAUGCUAACAAGCCUCACAAACCAAAAAUUGUCUGGUUCAAGCCAACAGACAAGAAAGUUCCUCUGAUUGCCAUUCCAACUGAACAAGCUCCAAAAGAUUUUGUCGAAAAUACGGACAAGUAUUCCAACAAACUUUUUGUUGCAUCCAUCAAGCGUUGGCCCAUCACAUCUUUGCAUCCUUUUGGAACUUUAGUUUCACAAUUAGGUGAGAUUAACGAACCCGAAACGGAAAUAGAUGCUAUACUUAGAGACAACAACUUUUUGUCCGAUGAGUACCUGGAUCCUCAAGAUCGCAGCAGGGAAAGAACAACAUUCCAACCAAAUGCUCUGUCGGAAGAUAAUAUUAAAGCUAGAAAAGUGUUUGAUAACGCAGUUGCCAUCUAUGAAACCAAGUCUCUUUCAGAUUUGGCCCUUCACAUCGAUGCCUUCAAUGACGGCUCUUUCGAAGUGGGAUGUCAUAUUCUCGAUGUUACUGCACAUAUUGAUGAGGGGUCUUCUCUUGAUAGAAGAGCUAGAAAACGGUCGUCAGGUGUUUUCAUACCGCAGAAAGUUGUACACUUAUUACCACUGACUUUGAAUGACGCUUUGACCUUGAAGCAAGGAAGAAGCUCUGCCACAAUAUCGGUGGUAUAUCGUUUCAAUCCAAGAUAUGAACUUAUUUCCACUUGGAUUGGCGAAACCAUCAUAACCCCUUCAUCGUCGAUCACCUUCCAAGAACUAAACGAACAACUUGCAUCUGACUCCCCUUCGUCAUUUGUGUCCACUAUCCAAGAUGUGGCAACGGCUUUUUGCCGGAAGCGAUUGAACUCCCGAUCUAUUAACUUGAAACCAGACUUAUCUUUGCUAGAAAGUCUGGAUGACGAGAAAGUCAAGGUCGACUUGAACAUUUUUCAAGCAAGCGCCGCCACAUCUAUCAUAACUGAAAUUGAACGUCAAGUUAAUAGUACUGUGGCACAAACUAUUUAUCAAAAAUUAGGAGACCUCACAUUUUUGAGAAGACAAUCGAAGCCAAUUGCUACCAAGUUGGAUUCCUUCCAGAAGAAGGUAGCCAAGCUUGGCUAUGAUAUUGAUAUUACAGACUCUCAAACUCUUCUGAGUUCCAUUCUUUCCAUAAACGAUGAAGGUGCUAGAGUUGGUGUCGAAAUUUUGUUAUUCAAGAGUCUUGGACGCGCCAAAUAUUUCGUGGCCGGCAAAGUCGAGCCAGAUCAAUACGAACACUUUGCUCUCAACUUACCUCUGUACACACACUUCACCGCUCCAUUGAGAAGAUAUGCCGACCAUGUUGUUCAUCGUCAAUUGAAAUCUGUUUUGAGUGGAGCUCAAUACAAAGAAAGUGAUGACUCUUUAAAGAUCACUUCCGAAUAUUGUAACUUCAAGAAGGACUGUGCGCAUCAUGCCCAAGAACAAGCAAUUCACCUGCUUUUAUGCAAAACGAUUAAUGACAUGGGAAAUGCAACUGGUCAAAUUUUGACCAUGGCCACAGUCCUGCAAGUCUAUGAGUCUGCGUUUGACGUGCUCAUCCCUGAGUUUGGUAUAGAAAAAAGAGUCCAUGGUGACCAACUGCCAUUAACGAAGGCCGAGUACGACGGUAAUGAGCGUGCUCUUGAGCUGUACUGGCAGGCAGGAGUAGAUAGUGCAACUUUCGUGCCUGCUGAUGAGAAAAAUCCAAAAUCCUACCGCAACUCAAUCAGAAACAAAUUCAAGUCUGCUUCUAACGAAAUAGCGAGUGUUCAAUUCGCUAAAACCCAGGAAGGUCAAGGCCUCUUGACUGACUCCCUAGCCAGACAACUGACCGACCUGCACAUCGAACCGCCUUCUCUAAAGCUCCCAGACGGUGGUGAAGAAUAUGAACCUUUAGAAAGCUUUUUAUCUUCAGUCGUAACACGGAAAGAAAACGAGAACAAUAUUCAGGAAAUCCGGGAGCUGCAACAAGUACCCGUUUUGUUACGGGCUGAAGUCGGCAUGGCUUUGCCUUGCUUGACGGUUCGUGUCCUAAACCCAUUCACUUCAAGAAAGGCUUGA
Molecule: messenger RNA, 3783 nt
Organism: Lachancea nothofagi CBS 11611
Lineage: Eukaryota; Fungi; Ascomycota; Saccharomycetes; Saccharomycetales; Saccharomycetaceae
Source: the annotation of a GenBank genome assembly